AUGGCUGCUGCAUCAGCCGCUGCAACCGCUGUAGCAGCAGCUGAAUCGGGUCUGCCUCUCUCCGUCUGCGCAUCCCUCUCUGCCUCAAGCGGUCCGGGAAACGACUAUGCGGCUGUUUAUGCUGAGCUGGCAUCCGCCUCUAGUUCGCCCUUCACGUGUGGCACCUCUUCGGCUUCUCCGGGCGAUAUUUUCACCCGACUUCUGGCUGAAGCCGGACCUGCCGCUCGUCUGGCUGAGCUCGUCGGUGUCCCUGGACAAGCUGAGAUUAGCAAGGCUGCCGGAAAAGCUGCACUCGUUGCCGCUGCUGUCCUGCAGUCGACAGUAGCUGCUUCUGUUUUGCCUUCUACCUCAUCGUCGGCCACGCCCACUGAUGGGGUUCCUGGAAGCGGGCCUCGUCUCCUUCGUUCGACUGAUGCCGAUGAUUCAACCAUUCUU
Molecule: messenger RNA, 435 nt
Organism: Protopolystoma xenopodis
Lineage: Eukaryota; Metazoa; Platyhelminthes; Monogenea; Polystomatidea; Polystomatidae
Source: the annotation of a GenBank genome assembly